Molecule: messenger RNA, 3126 nt
Organism: Cryptosporidium ubiquitum
Lineage: Eukaryota; Apicomplexa; Conoidasida; Eucoccidiorida; Cryptosporidiidae
Exons: 1
Coding region: 1-3126 (1041 amino acids)
Biological process (GO): mRNA catabolic process
Cellular component (GO): P-body; exosome (RNase complex)
Molecular function (GO): RNA binding; 3'-5'-RNA exonuclease activity
Source: RefSeq, a predicted model, not a curated record
AUGCCCAAUUCAAAUAGCUCUUUAACUAAUUCCUUGAGGAAUAAUGUCAAAUCAGCUGUUUAUAAAGGAGUUAUUCGAGUUGCUAAUCCCUUAGAACGUUUUGUUACAGUAGAUGAUCGAGUAAAUGGUCCUUUUGACAUUUACAUAUUUGGAUAUAGAGGUUUAAAUGGUGUAAUUCAUGGAGAUACUGUUCUAGUAAAGGUUACUGGAGUCUUCCAAGGAAGGCUUAUUAAAAGAUUUAAGAACAAGGAUAGUAAAAUAUUACAACAAAGUAAACAAAAUGAGCAAAGAUCUUCAUUUACUGUUUCCGAUUCCACUGAAGUAAAAAAUCAUCUCAAAUAUCCUAAUUAUGUCGAAGAAACUAAUUCUGAAAAUAAUUCUGAUGAGGAGAAUCAAGAUUUACACGAAGAUAACUUAACAUAUGUAACCAGUCAAGAUGAAGAAGAUCUUGAUAGUUUCCAAGAAGAUAAAAGUACUCCAACAAGUCAAAAUAUAGGCUCAAAUAAGGAAAACGUGAAUAAUUCUAAUCAGUCCGAGUUAUUAACCAAUUCUAAUUCUCACUUGAAGCAUCCAAUUCCAAAGUAUGUUGGAAUUAUCAUUAAAGUCGUUGAAUCAGUUACAAAAAAGGCUCCAAUUGUAGGUUUUAUCCUCCCUAUUUCAUAUUUUUUAAAGCUUAAUAAGGAAGCCAAAAUGAAGAAGAAGUUCAAAAUGUCUGGAAAAAAACCUAAAAUUGGUGAGGAAUUCAAAAUUCAAAACUGUUUCAAAACAAUAGGUAUUGACGAUAAUGAUUCAAAGAUGAGGACUUUAUUAACUUCGGAAAAUAUUGACAUUAAAAAAAAUGAAUUUUGUUUUGUUCCUAUUCAAAGAGUCUAUCCAAUAAUGAAAUUAUUUAUUAAUGAUCAAACAAGGAAUACUUUUUUAAAAAAUAAUGCAAAUGAAAAGAAUAUGAUGAGUUGUAACUUGCUUUUUGGUGCAGUAAUUGAAAUAAAUCGGGUAAGAAAAAAUAGAAGAUUACAGCUCACUAAGUUUUAUGGAUCUUUUAAUAAAUUUGAAACAAUUUUUUCGAGCUUAUUAGACUGUUUUGAGCUGAGUUCCCACAGUAAGAUAUAUAAUCAACAUCAUAAUAGUAGAAUUAAUGUUUCAAGCUCUUCUAAAGAGUGGCUGAAGCAAAGUAACCGAAAAACAUUUGAACCGAGUGAAUACCGAGUCAUUACUAUUGAUCCACCAACAGCUAAAGAUUUAGAUGAUGCAAUACACAUCAAAUUUGAUGAGAAAUUGAAGAUUUAUGAGGUUGGGAUCCACAUUGCUGACGUAUACUAUUAUAUGUUGAGACACAAAGGAUUACUUAAAACGGUAACCAAGGAGCUCUGCACUAGUGUUUACCUACCACAUACCAAUUUCCCAAUGCUUCCACGUAUUUUUUCCAGUGACUUAUGCUCGCUUCUUCCAAACCAAAAAAGACCAACUUUAUCUUUAAUCAUCAAAAUAAACGAAGAAGGGGAAGUUUUAGGAGAACCUGAAUUUUUUCAUGGAAUAAUAACUUCAGUUGGAAAGUUUUCGUAUGAUGAUGUGGAUGAAUUAUUUGAGAUUUUUGACCAAAUUGAUAUUAGCAAAGAGUCUACUUCCAAAAAGUUGUUGAAUUGUUGUCAAAGCAGCAAAGUUAUUGAAAUCAUGAAAAGAUCUACAGUAUACAAAAAAAACAGAAAAAAUGUUUUACGUGAUUUAUUACUUUUAAGGAUAUUAACUAAGACAAUUCGAAAUUCUAAAGCAAGAAUAAACUCAAUUAAACUAUUCAAUGUUGACCCUUGUUUUAACUUUAAUAGUAAAUUUCAAAGAAUUAUCGAACCAUUUAAUAUAGUCAAAAGCAACAAUUCGUUUGGUUCAAAUAAAGAUGAUAUAAUUAUUCCUAAUAUUGAAUUGAAAUUUGAUAUAUUCAGUAACACUCCAAACUCCUUGAAAAAUAUUGCUCCAAAGAGAGUUACAAUUUAUUACAAACACUCCACUUCCCAUUCUUUAAUUGAAGAAUUAAUGUUACUAGCUAAUAGAGUAACUGCUGAAUUCACUGUUAAGAAUAGACCAGAAUCUAGCUGUAUUAUAAGAAUACAUGAUGAAAUUUCCAAUACAAAAUUAUAUAACUUAAUCACUUAUUUGAGAAAGCAUGGAUUUAGCAAUAUAUUCGAAGACAAUAUUAAAAGGGAAAAUAUCGUUAAUGGCUUGUAUAGGCUUUAUAAGGAUUAUGGGUUAUUAUAUUACUGUGCUGUAAGUGAAAUGCUUAGAGAUAUCUUUAGCAGAGCCAAAUAUAUGGUUUAUAAUAAAGAUGCACGUGACUCAAAUAUCUCAACGAACCACUUUGCUUUAAAUAUGAAUAUGUAUACCCACUUUACUUCUCCAAUACGCAGAGCUGCAGAUAUUUUAGUACAUCAAAUGAUAUAUGACAUAUUGGAUAAUAUAUCAGGGUCUAAGAAUAAAGGAAAAGGUAAAUCUUAUGAUAAAUAUAAUCAACUAAUAUUUUCUGAAGAUGAUCACAUCACCAUCUGCGAGAACUCAAACACAAAAUCAAAUGCCAGCAAGAAUAUGCAAAGAGAUUCAAACAAUAUUUUUUUUUCUCAAUUAAUUAAGAAGAUUGAUACCUUUAUUCCUAGUAUUGCAUGUAUACACAAAAUAAAUGCUCAGAAAUUCAAAGUUAAUUCAGUUUUGCUUUAUCCUACGGACUUCUACCAAGUAUUCCUUAUUGAUUCAAAGUCUUUUAUCAAAAAUAGUUCACUUUUCUCUAUGUUUAAGUUGCAUCCUUCUUUACCUAUUCAUAUUACACCUAAAGAUAAUAAAAUCGAGCUUCAUUGGAAAUUGCACAAGGGUAACCUGAGAACUUUGUCAAAGAAACUAAAUAUUUCAGGAAAAUUGGAAAUCCGAACCUACUUGAAUGUAAUUAACGAUCUGAUGAAAAACAAAUUCCAACAUAAACUAAUUUUUGAUCAAACAAAUCAACUCAUUAUCCAAACUAUCGGAAUCUGGUCGUAUCUCCCAGUUAAUAUCGUCCCCACCACAACUUUACCUCCUAAAUUCGUUGUAAUCCCAAUGAACCCGCUAAAUCAUCAUUUCUAUGACCAAAUCUCAAACUUUAAUUAA